Messenger RNA from Priapulus caudatus, 2474 nucleotides. RefSeq names its product UBX domain-containing protein 1-A-like. Gene Ontology annotation, molecular function: protein binding. Bases 129 to 1223 code for a protein of 364 amino acids. Lineage: Eukaryota; Metazoa; Priapulida; Priapulimorpha; Priapulimorphida; Priapulidae. The record is from RefSeq and is a predicted model, not a curated record. The transcript has 11 exons.
GUAGAGGGCGCUUAUGCUGAUGCUAAUGGCACCCCCCAUAAAUUCGUUGUCAUUCUAGUGUGGAUAAUUUUAAGACGCGCCGUUUGUUUAAUGUCGAUGGUGUGGAUGUAUUAGUAAAACGAUAACAAAUGGCUUCAACGUUGAACAUGCUCAUGGAAAUGGGUUUCCAGCGAAAUAAAGCUGAAAAGGCCAUUACUGUUACAAAUAACCAAGGAGUAGAAGCAGCCAUGGAAUGGCUGCUGGCACACAAUGAUGAUCCUGACAUUGACAUGGAAUGCCAAGCAGGUAGCCCUCAAUCUGAAACUCUCGGGCAAGCUAGCCUGAAACUACGCCACGAACCUGAGGCUGCGAUGGAAUCUACGAUGGCUACAGAUGACGUGAGCACAGAUACAGGUGCAGCUACAGCGGAGGUUGAGGAUGGAGCAAGCUCUGCAGCAGUGAAAGAGGACAAGGCGGAGGAGGAAGCAGACGAUGCCCCUGUCGCACUUACCAAUGUUAAAUCAUUGAAAUGCGAUGAGUGUAACAGGAAUUUUCGGCGAGAAAUUGAUGUUGAGGCACAUGCUGUCAAGACUGGACACAGUAGCUUUUCUGAAUCAACUGAAGAAGUAAAACCACUGACAGAAGAGGAAAAGCAGCAGCAAAUGCAAAAGGUACAAGAAAAGAUUAAAGAACGAAGGGAGCAGAGAGAGGAGAAGGAGAGGAAAGAGAAACUUGAUAAGGAAAUGCAGCGAAGGCGUACGGGCAAGGAAAUGGUUGAAUCUAAGAACAGGAUCCAAGAGCAGGAGAUGAAGAAGAUGGCAGAGGAGAGAAAAAAGGAAAAAAUGGAAGAAAAGGCUGCGAGAUUAAGAGUAAAAAAUCAAAUAGAAAAGGAUAAAUUAGCACGAAAACAAAAGUUCCAAUUCGGAGACUCGGCACCUGCCCCGCCCGCUCCCGUAGCAGCGGACCCUCCACCGGUGACACAGCCGCAUCCGAAGAAAGAAUACGACAAGUGCAAACUACAGAUACGGCUAGUGGGCGGCAAGUCACUGAUCCAGGAGUUUGGCGCAAAGGAGCAGCUGGCUGCGGUGCGGCUCUUUGUGCAGAUGCGGCUGCCCGAUCAGGCAGAACCUUUCACAUUCAUGACAACCUUCCCGAAACAUAUCUUCACCGAGGAGGAGAUGGAGGUGCCACUCUGCGAACUAGGUCUUGUUCCAACAUCCGUAUUGCUUGUUACUAAACCCUGACAGCACUACCGUUUGGCAAAAACUGAGACUGUUCAUAGGUUUUACUGUGAGCAUGUACCAUCAUGUCAAUCACUGCUGUUAUGAUAUUUGCUGGGUUAUGUAAUAUAAUAUAAGUACAAGCUGUGCAUUGUCAACAUGUGUUGUAAAGUUUGUGAAAGGGGCUGUUGUUGGUAGUGGUCAGAGUGGUGAUUUCACAGUCCCUAAUCCCAUUUUUUCGUAGUGUGCCUAGGGCUCUCCCAAAACAGUCUGCAAAUCUGUUAACUGCUAUACACAGAUUCUUUCCAUUAAGUUAUUUAUCCAGCAAGUUUCAGCAUCAUUCUCCAUUAAGUUAACGAUCUGUGGAAGUGUGCUGUUUGUUACAAAUAACAUUAUAAAUGAACACGUGCUGAAAUGUAGCAGUGUGUUCGUUUCCCGAUGUGUUUAGCCCCAUUGGCUGACCUGCUUAUGUAGCAACGGUGCAGGUUAUACUGUUGAAGGUUGUGUGCAUAUAGCACUCGCACCAAGCUUGGUGAAACGAAGUUAUAUUUAUCUCUCCUAAACUAACAAAUAAUUACAGCAUAAAUAAUAGAUAGUUUGACUGAAAAUGAUACUCGUGAGUGAUUUAAUUCAGUCAUUAUCACUGUAACGAUGCAUCUUGUUGCGAUGCACAGACAAGCCAGUAUAGUCGAAUUCUUGCCAUUGUCAAGAAAUGCAGCCAUGCAGGUUUCUUGUUAUUAUUAUUUUUAUAUCCAUGAGGAAUAAUAUGAGGUAUGCAGUAUAAAUGAACCUUAAUUUAAUGAAGAAUAAUGCUGAAAGAAUUUCGCUAAUUUGCCGUGAAGUUGUAGAAAUAAUUGACGCAUGAUGGCCUGAUAAGUUUCAUCUACCACGUUGAGGAAGUGAUUGUUUUAAACGCUUGCUGCAUAUAGCCGAAAUCUGUAUGGUAUUACAUCAUUGUGUGCGAUAAAAAAAAACCUACGUUUUGCCUAUGGUAUGUAAUCAAGAGCUAAUAAUGUAGUAAUAAAAGUAGUAAUAAAAGGUAUUAUUAGCUCUCGAUGUAAUGUAUAUAUAUAUAUACACACAUAUAUAUUACUGGUGGUAUGAAUGUAAGUUGAAGAUUGUGACUAGGUGAAAGUCAGGUUCGCGUUCACGAAAAUUGUUGUGGCGUUGUGUGUACGAAGUGUUUCCUGCUUCAUACGUUCGUGAGGGGUGAUACUCCAUUAAGAGUGUUCCCAACUUUAAUGUCAUUAAUGGUCAUAAUAACAUAUAUAUAUA